UUUUAUUUAUAGCUGUAAAAGUAGCGUACUGUGUGAUAUGUAGUAUGAAAUCAAACAUUAUACAUCAUGGAUGAUUCUCAGAGCUCCGAUUUACUCUCAAAUAGCAUAGACUCCUGUAACAGUCCUCAAAAUAUGGAAUCUAUACCGUAUGAUGCUCUUCUGAAGAAAACCAAGGACUCACUUAACGAGUACCUUCGGAAUGGAAUUUCGAAAACAUCGUUGUCUUCGCAUUUCAGUUCCUUACUGGAGGACUGCAAUACUUGUAUUUCUCAGAGUAUGGACAUCAUAAUUGGCCUUCUAGUAGAUACUGUUGUCUACUAUACAACCUUGAUAGACUACAUGGAAGAUGCAGUAUGCCUUCUGCAAAUGUUGUCAAAUUUUAUUAAGACAAUUAUGGAGUCUGUGUCCUUGUCCUGUCACACAAUGAGCACUUUCCCAGUGUUGACUGGGAAUAUUGUUAUGGUGGUUUUUAACCACUGUAAGGAUAGUGAGACAGUGUAUGGCAAACACUUGAAACAUGUUGAGAAGCAACUUAAAGACUUGUUCCGAACUUGCCAUGAACUGCAACUGACAUACUUGAUGGUGAUGGAGAAACACUUCAUCUUUGAUUUGACAGAGAAAGAAGAACAGGAUAUACUUUUGAAAGCAUUGGAUAUCAACUUGGCUAUUGGAGAAAUAGUGCAAACGCUAGACGUGAAGACAAUGGCAGAGCAAUGGAAGGCUUACACUGCCAUCUGUGAGAAAUAUUCUAAUUUCCUGAGCGAUAAAGUAAUCUUUCAGGACUGUACGAAAAUACUCUGUUCAAUGACAAUGAAUAACAUCAACACUGCCUUACAGCCAAAUAUUGAAGAUAAAAUAGUAAUCAGGUCUUUGAAAAUAGCAAGUUUCACAACUAAAAUAAUUCUGAAACUUUGUGGCAUAUUCAAAACAGCUUCAGGGAGAAAUUAUACCAACAUACUGGAGUUAUUUGUUUUUAUUUACAAGCACAAUGGCCCUUACUUGGAGCUGGUGAACAGGAAAUCAUCUCAAUUUGUGAAUCACGUAACUGUUCUAAUACACAAUCCAAGUGAUCUACUUUUAGCACAACUGAUUUGUGACGACGUGUUCUCCCAAUCUUGUCUACAUUUCAACACAGAAACACUAAGGAAGAAGGACGGAAUGUACGGCUAUAUCAUUCUGCUUACUUCUGCUAUGGCAAGAGCUUUGGAUAAAAAUAAUGCAGCAAACGAAUUUAAACUGAAUGUCAUUCGUUGCUUAUUUAAUGUGCUACCCAAAUGUCACAUCUGGUUCAACAAAGGUCUCAAGUUCAACACAAAGUACAGGUCACACGGUCUGUACGAGCACACACUCAUUCACACCAUUGCCUUAGCGUCGACGUUGAGUUGUGAGCAGUAUACAGUCCUGGAGCAGUUGAUGUAUGAGGCCCUGUUGAGUACUGACUGCUGGAGUGCUGUGUUUGCUUCUGACUUGUGGGUUGCAUUGGCGAGAAGUAAUGGUGAAUUAAUACUAACACAAAUGGCCUUCCUCUGCAAAACGUAUAAAACAUUAGAAAACAACCCCUUAUUUCAUGACUCUCCUCAAAAAGUGCAUUUGAGCUACACUAUAGCCAGAUUGUUUGAGCUAAUAGAAACCAGAGACAAAAUAAAGUUGUACGAAAAUUAUAAUUUGGCACUAUGGGCACCUUUGCAAAUCAAAAACAUGCCUUCCGAAGUUCAGGAGAAAGCCGUUGAAGAUAUUAUCAAUGAGUUACUUACGAAAUUUGAGAAGUUUCAUUCGUCAAAUAUGCUGAGUGAAAACGAGAUAAGGCAAAUGAGUAAACUAAUGAAAGCUGCCUCCACCUGUAGAUUCGUGGACGGAGAUGACACCUUCGAAGACUAUGUAAUCAAAGUGUGGCUGAAAUCUUGCCCAAAGAACAGAUUAGUACUGAAUCAGAGUUGUUUGGAUAAAAGUCAUAUGUGGUAUUUAGAGCAUUUGGACGCACUGGUAGAUUUGACGAAGGCAAUGACACGAUUGAAGAAAGAUGAUGCAGCCCUUGCUAAGAUUCUUCACGUCCUAGCAAAUAUAGCACAACUUGGCAAUACAGAACUAAACUUAGUAAUACUCGACCUUUUAUGUCAACUGGCGCUACAAACGUGCAACGAAGAUAAAAAUGCCCUAGAAUCCCUAAUAAAUGAAGCUUUUAAAAUCAUUAUACAAAAAAGCGAUAACGUGAUACAUAAUUGUUUAUUAACAUAUCUUCGAAAACACACAGAACAUAAUAACUACGAAUAUGUUGUAGCGCAAGUGUUUAGUUUAGACGACUCUUUGCAAGAAAUCUACAGUUCUUUUCUUCAGGGCGCUACUUAUGAUACAGAACAAUGGAAUCACUUAACUUCUGUAUACAGUUCUUACGCUCACAAAUGUAUUGAGUCUCCCGUCGUGGAGUUAUUAAGUUCGGGAUCGUCGAGGGAAAGAAACAGUAGUAACUUUGAAUUUGCCGAUAUUGAUUCUUUGUUUGGAGACAAUGACUCUGAACCAGCAAGUAAAAAAGCUAAAUAUACAAACGAAGGCAGACUAGGAGAGAUUAUAGCCCGUUUAGAAGCAGACUCGAUACUGCUUUCAAGUGAAAAGGAGAAUGUAUUUAGUACUGAAGAGAUUUCUAGAAUAAGGAUUGUGUGUGAUCGGUUGAGAAAUAUAAUUGAUUGAGACUGUU
Messenger RNA from Leguminivora glycinivorella, 2692 nucleotides. RefSeq lists its product as uncharacterized. Lineage: Eukaryota; Metazoa; Arthropoda; Insecta; Lepidoptera; Tortricidae. Bases 67 to 2685 code for a protein of 872 amino acids. The record is from RefSeq and is a predicted model, not a curated record. The transcript has 12 exons.